UAUUCUCUUUCAAUGCACUGGUCCUUUCUGAUACAUCUCUCUUUUCCCAAUUUUUUCAGUUUACACACCCAAUACAUUUCCAAAUUUAUUACGCUUUUAGAAAUCUCUCUGAUCCUUAACCUAUUUCAAAUUAGGUUUUUCAAAAAUUUGAAUCAAACCCUUAAUGUUCGGCGGUUGGUCUUCUAUUCCAUUCACGAUGCAAAUAAUUGAAUGUUGGUUUCUCAUCUCCUAAAAUCUAAUCACUGCAUCAUCAAUGUUAGUUUGAAGACGCGAUUUUGUUUCUGAAAUCACACCAGCAAAAGAGUCAUGGAAUGUUGUUGUUCGAGUUAUUCGAUUGUGGUUUGUGCCAGACAUGAAUUCGAAACAGAAGUAUUAUGUUAUGGAGAUGGUUCUAAUGGAUGAGAAGGGUUUCAAGAUUCAACCUUUUGUUCGUAAGGCUCUGCUGUCUCGAUUUUAGAAUAAGAUUCGUGAGGGUAUUGUUUAUAAUUUACAAUAUUUUGGGGUUGCCGCUAAUACUGGAGGAUAUAUGACCACGAAACACCAAUUCAAGUUGAAUUUCCAGAGUUCUACUGUGGUUACAAAUUUUUUUGAUGAUCUUAUAACAGUAUCCCCUUACUCAUUUGUGUCCUUCCUAGAGAUCGUUGGGAAAAUUGACAUGGACUACUUGAUUGAUGUUGUGGUCAUUUUGUCUGCUGUUGGACGUGAAAGGGUCUAUGAAAGGAAUGGUGUAACUACUAAGUUUAAUGUUAUUGAGUUACAGUCUGAUGGGAUGAAGCUUGACUAUACACUGUUUGGACCAUAUGUUGAUGAACUUGAUGCAUACCUCAAAUCUGGUAACACCGACCCAGUUGUUGUUCUUGCUCAGUAUCUGAAAGUCAAAUUGUACAAUGGAAAGAUCCAGAUGCAGAAUGCAAUGAACUGUACCAAACUGUUGUUCAACCCAAAAACACCUGAGGCAGAUUCUUUGAAGCUGAACGAUAACAUUGGAUCGCCUACUCAAUCAUUUAGUUAUAUGAAGGAUGCUUCUGAGAUGAGUUUAGAAGAAGAUUUCUUAAAUCUGAGUCAACGCAAAACAAUAGAGGAACUAAAAGAUUGUCAAGAUAAUAUGGUUUGUGUUGUGUUAGGCACAAUCAAACAUGUUUCUGGUGGCAAUGAUUGGUGGUAUGCUGCAUGUGUCUGCAACAAGGGUGUUGUUGUAGACUCCAGAAGGUUGUUCUGUCCAAAGUGUGACAAGCAUAUUUGGACAAUUAUCCCAAGGUUCCGUGUCAAACUCAGGGUAAUUGAUGAAACUGAUUCUGCUACUUUCGUGCUUUUUGAUCGCAAUUGUUAUUUUCUGACCGAAAUGACAUGUUCUGAUUUGAUUGCUGAAAUGGAUCGGGAAGAGGAGCCAACAAUUGUGGCUAAAGUGAUUGGUGGUUUUGUUGAUCAAACAUUUCUGUUUAAGAUAGAUGUAAAAAAUGAUGUGAGCUCUGGAUAUGAACAGUCUUUUCGCGUGAAAAAAGUUUGUGCUGGCAAAGAUAUAAUUUCAAAGUUCAAAUCUGCUGCAAAGGUCGAUAAUACUCUAUUUCAUGUUAGUUCAUAUUUUUUGUGUAACAUGUCGCUUUCAUGUUUGUUCAUAUAUUUGAUUAAUGUUACAAUUAUUAACUGUUUUAAAAAUCGGUUGACAAUGAGGAUGAUUUGACUGCUGGUGUGGUACAAAAUGAUAUGUCUGCUGGUGAUAUUCAGGAUCUGAAUUCAGUUGUGAAGAAAAAUUCUGGUGUUGAAGAAGUUGCCAUUGGUUCUAAUGUUCAAAAUGAGUUGGUUGCUGGGGUAGCUCGGGAUUUGAGUUCAAAAUUUGAAAAUGAUGGCGCUGAGGAUAUUUGUGAUGACAAUGGUUCUGUUCCAGCACAUAAUGAAGUUGAUUCUGCAGAUUGUAAUUCUGUUAAGAGAGGAAUUGGAGAUGUUGCUGGAGUUAUCGAUGCAGGCGACCCUAGGAUUCUGAAAAACAUAAAGAUUGAGAAGGAUUAGUCUACUUGGUUCAUUCACUAUAGUUUUUGAACUGUUGUUUUUUUCUGUUUUGUUAAACUGUGAUGCACUUUGAGUUGUUUAGUUUAUCUUUGAUUUGGCUUUUUGUGGGA
Molecule: messenger RNA, 2117 nt
Organism: Vicia villosa (hairy vetch)
Lineage: Eukaryota; Viridiplantae; Streptophyta; Magnoliopsida; Fabales; Fabaceae
Exons: 10
Coding region: 527-1681 (384 amino acids)
Source: RefSeq, a predicted model, not a curated record